AUGGCACCCAACCCAUACCUGCUCGCGGCCGACAACCCGCAGGCGCUACUCUCUCUGCUUCGUGAAGACCCCUCCAUAGCCACGAGGCAAGACGAACAUGGCUAUUCCCUUGUGCACGCGGCCGCCAGUUACAACCACCUCGACCUCCUGCGGUCCCUGGUCCGCGAGUUCAAGGUUCCAAUCGAUCUCAAAGACGAAGACGGCGAGACGGCGCUCUUUGUCGUCGAGACAGUUGAGGCAGCACGUGUCCUUGUCGAGGAGUUGGGGUUGGAUGCCGGAAUCCGCAACGCUGAGGGACAAACAGCAAGAGAGAAGAUCGAGGGCGACGAGGAGUGGCCCGCGGUAGCUGAGUAUCUAAAAACCCUGGAGGCUGGAUCCUCAGGCACCAAUGGCACGGAAAACGACGAUUUGUCGGCGACCACUGGACUUCCCCCGCCGCCUGAAGGCCUGAGAGUUACCAUGGGUACAAUGGAUGAGGCCGAGGUUGGAGAGCAGUUACCCGAUCCUGAAUUUCGCAGGAGGAUAGAAGAGCUUGCUGCAAGGGAGGACUUCAAUACGCCCGAAGGCCAGGCCGAGUUGCGACGGCUGGUUGAGGAGGCGAUCAGCGGGCAGGGACUAAGUGAAGAGAGAAACGUCCGGUCUAGGCAGGACUGA
Canariomyces notabilis is the source of this 654-nucleotide messenger RNA. RefSeq lists its product as uncharacterized. The transcript has a single exon. NCBI's taxonomy places the organism in Eukaryota, Fungi, Ascomycota, Sordariomycetes, Sordariales, Chaetomiaceae. The record is from RefSeq and is a predicted model, not a curated record. Gene Ontology annotation, molecular function: protein binding. Bases 1 to 654 code for a protein of 217 amino acids.